UUCAGUUCUCUACAAUGAGCCAUUUCAUAUCACCAUUUCACACUUCACAAAAUGACUUUUGUUGACAUUCCAUUGAUUGGAUUACUCUGAAAUUUUGAAAUCCCUAUUAAGAGCUAAAUUUCUGGUACACUUGACUGCAGUUUUGUUUUGUAGGCCUACUAAGUCUGUACAAUGCUGCUGCAUUCAUUGCAGGGGCCAAUCACCCCACAAGCUACUCUAACACAGUUCGGCUCUUAUUCCCCAAGAGACUGUAAUAAAACACUGCUGAAACUGGAGGCACUUUUCAUCCUGGCUGAAUAGCCAGUCACGACUCCAACCUACAUCCCAGUACCACUGCUACUGCUGCUGCUGUACACGUUUACUUCCACAAGUAAGUGAUCAAAUCUAUACAGUCCACCAAUGCGCACUCCUGGGAUUUUGAUUUUUGGGCUUGUCUUGGCACCUUGCGGUUGGAUCUUGGACUUGACGAGCACAGUCGCACCCAGCUGGCGUACUAUCCAAUAUAUCACAAAACAACCACAAGAUCUGGUGCUGCAACAAGGACUGUGGGACAUAUGCAAGACCUUCACAACAUCCAGGAAUGUGUACUGCAACCAACAGGACACUGAAUACUUUGCCAACCGAGUGGUCACGACUGGCCAAAAGUUGAUGGUGACGUCUCUGGUGGUGAACCUGAUUGGUCUGGUUGUGGUAGCAGCUGGAGUAAAGUGUUGGAGAAACAGACCACCAGACUGGACUGUGACUGGGGUCGGUGGUUUUCUUAUUUUCUUCUCUGGGAUCCUUACCCUCAUCCCUAUUGCGUGGUUUACCCACAUGCUUCAGGAUAUCAAUGCUCCAUCUACAGAUAUCCGUGUUGGUUACUGCAUUGUGCUGGGCUACAUGGGGGGCCUUAUGGAAGUUCUUGGCGGGGGUGCUAUGUUUGCAGGAAUACGUAGAUGUUUUGAUGGGCUGAACCGUGGAGAGAAGCGCAGCAGGAAUACGUUUGGGGCAGUGAUAGCACAGAGGGACAUAGGGAACCAGAACAGCAUGAGCCAGGAACCAUAUCGUGGAGUUUUCUCCCAAGACAAUGUAAACUCCCCACAGAGAAGUCAAGGAAAUGGACUGGUCAACACAUCAUACACUUAUGAGGCUGAUUUGUGAUUGAAGAGUGAGUCUUGUUUGAAUGCUGUUUUGUUUAUAUUGCGUAAUGUAGAUCAGGGGUGUCUAACUCAACUAGUAAAAGGGCCAUAUUAAAAAAUCUCAUCAAAUCUGCAGGCCAGGAAAAAAAAAUUCAUUAUUUCAUUUUUAAUUAAUGUUGUACUAUAACCUGAACUAUAUUAUAACCUGAUCUGGCCAUUGUUUAUUUAAAAUAUGCAAAAACUUCAACAGUAAAAUUCAGACACUUGUAGUAGGCCUUAAAAUAUUAUAUGGACACUCGAAAUAUUUAAAAUUUAAAUGUCCCCAGGAUAUUUUGUCUGUUAAAUCUACCUAUUUGCUUGAACUAGACACCUGGCAUCCUUUCGCUGUUGUGAAUUCAUUCACACUUGGGCUCAAUUUCUGGGCUGCUUAGCUAAUGUUAGGUGUUUAUAUUGGUUGCAGCUGAAAUGCAUUUUGGUGAAAUGACUGGUCUGGAUUUGUUGGACAUGUUGUACAAUGAUCUUGCAAUCUUAUAGUUUCUUAUAGUAUUACUACAGAUCUUUUUAUUAGACAAUAUUUGAGUAGCCAGCACACUGAUCCCUAAAUGUAGACUGUCAAAC
Colossoma macropomum (tambaqui) is the source of this 1736-nucleotide messenger RNA. RefSeq names its product claudin-23-like. The record is from RefSeq and is a predicted model, not a curated record. Gene Ontology annotation, biological process: cell adhesion; bicellular tight junction assembly. The coding region runs from base 400 to 1140 and encodes 246 amino acids. Gene Ontology annotation, molecular function: structural molecule activity. Gene Ontology annotation, cellular component: bicellular tight junction; plasma membrane. The transcript has a single exon. Lineage: Eukaryota; Metazoa; Chordata; Actinopteri; Characiformes; Serrasalmidae.